AUGGAUAUAGGCUAUGUGUUGAUGAUGGAUAUAGGCUAUGUGUUGAUGAUGGAUAUAGGCUAUGUGUUGAUGAUGGAUAUAGGCUAUGUGUUGAUGAUGGAUAUAGGCUAUGUGUUGAUGAUGGAUAUAGGUUAUGUGUUGAUGAUGGAUAUAGGCUAUGUGUUGAUGAUGGAUAUAGGUUAUGUGUUGAUGAUGGAUAUAGGUUAUGUGUUGAUGAUGGAUAUAGUGGUUAUGUGGAUAUAGAUGUAGAUGGAUAUAGGCUAUGUGUUGAUGAUGGAUAUAGGCUAUGUGUUGAUGAUGGAUAUAGGUUUAUGGCUGAUAGGCUUGUUGAUGAUGGAUAUAGGUGUGUGAUUUGAUGAUGGAUGCAUAGGUUAUGUGUUGAUGAUGGAUAUAGGUUAUGUGUUGAUGCUUGGAUAUAGGCUAGUGUUGAUGUUGGGUUAGAGGAUAUAAUUUGUGUUGAUGAUGGAUAAGGCAAUGUGUUGAUGAUGGAUAUAGGCUAUGUGUUGAUGAUGGAUAUAGGCUAUGUGUUGAUGAUGGAUAUAGGUUAUGUGUUGAUGAUGGAUAUAGGCUAUGUGUUGAUGAUGGAUAUAGGUUAUGUGUUGAUGAUGGAUAUAGGCUAUGUGUUGAUGAUGGAUAUAGGCUAUGUGUUGAUGAUGGAUAUGUAUUAUUUUAUCACAGAAUUGUACAUACACGAUUGAUUUCCUAGAGGACAGACUCAGUACUCACACUUACAGUAAGCCUGUGUCUGCACAUGCCUGUAAGUGUUUCCCUAUGUUAGACAUAUUUGAAUUCAGACUGCCUGCAGGACUUAGGUUAUAGGUCACGGUCCUCCAUACCCACCUAUCAGGUCUGUCCUGAACAUGUCCCUCAAGGUGUCCACGGAGAGAAUAGCUCAAUAAAACUGAGGCAAGCAAGACCCUGAACACAACACAAUCAUGAAUGUGCAAAACAAAACUCCCUGUCCUUUACAUGGUAGAAGGGCAGGGGGUUUUGCACAUUGACUUUGACUAACUCAAGACGCUCUCCUCAAAGCAUGAGGUGUCUGUAACGGCUAUUUCUAAAAGCCAGCAUCCAGAAAUUGAGUUGAAUUCAGCCAUUACUUUAAGAAACUCCCAAGAAACGUCUCAAAAUAUAUAUAUAUAUAUAUAUAUAUAUAUAUAUAUAUAGUCUUGCUCUAGAGGACUUCUGAUUAAAAUCCGCAGAGAGCAAAGCGUGGCGCUCAACUGGUACUCAGAGCUGAGAGGAGGCCUGGCAAGGAGCCUCGGCCUAAAUCUGUGAGUUCUGCUCUGUUGGCAAAGCUUAAAAGUCAACCAAGAAUCCCUCUAAAGCAGUGCUGAGUCCCAAAUGUCACCCGAUCUCCCUAUGUAGUGCACUGCUUUCGACCAGGACCCAUAGGGUACCAUUUGGGACACAAGCCUUGGAAUGGCCCGUUGGAAGUUGACCACGCCAGAUAAUUAAGUGGACUGAAGUUUGAUGCUGAUAUAUACCACAACAUUUAGAAUGAAAUGGCUGCAGAUAGAUAGAACUGUCUGUUGAUGUAGCCUCCCACUGGGCGCAGACGUCAGUUCAAUGUCUAGUUUUGAUUUUACAUUUGGUUGAGAUGUCAUCUAACGUGGAAAAAAAAAAAAAAAAAAAACAUUUCACCAUGUCAUUGGAUUGAGGUAAAAAGUUAGGUGGGAGAAAAAAAAAUAAGAAAUUCCCAUUACGUUGAUGACUUUUUGCAAAUCCAAUCAGUUAUCCACAUUGAUUCAACGUCAUCACAUUGAACUUUUUUUUAUUGAAAUGACGUGGAAACUACGUUGAUGCAACCAGUCUUGAUGACUCAUUGUUUUCUCUCCUUAUUGUACUGUUUUACUGCCGUUCAAAAACGUUGACUUUGUUUCAAGUGGUUAUGUUGAAAUAUGUCUUUAAGGUUACAGUUUUGGGUUUGGCUGAGACGUUGCUUAGUAACUCGCCGCAUUUCAAUGUGGUCAAAGUAUACAUUUUUAUUUAUAAAAUUUUUUUAUGAACAUUUUAACCUGACCUCUAGUCUAGAUAAUAUCUUUGUUGAAAGAACAACAUCUCUCAAACACAUUUUGUAAUGUAAUCUAGUCCGAUUUAAUGCAUGUAAUUUAUCAGGCGUUCAUUGGUUACUGACUAACUGUGUAAGGGUCCCUCCCUAUUUAAAGGAAAUUGACUGGUAUAUAGAGAAUCCCCCACUGCCUUUUGAAACUUUGACUUGUGAAAUGCUAAGUGCCCAGCCUCUGCUCAAAGGUCAAAGUCUCUGUCUUGGCUCUCCACCCUUCUCCCCUUAACAGUAUUGAUUGCUGUAAUCAGUGGAUGUAGGAGUGCCAACCAUUGUUAAAUCCAUGAUGGGAAAUGUGGGGACCGGAUACAAGAAUUGAGACUUAGCCCAUGUACACUAUAUAUACAAAUUACAUAAUAUUUACAGCAGUAUGUGGACACCCUUUCAAAUUAGUGGAUUUGGCAAUUUCAGCCACACCCGUUGCUGACAGGUCUAUAAAAUCGAGCACACAGCCAUCAUAGGAUGCCACCUUUCCAACAAGUCAGUCCGUCAAAUGUCUGCCUUGCUAGAGCUGCCCUGGUCAACUGUAAGUGCUGUUAUUGUGAAGUGGAAAAGUCUACGAGCAACAACGGCUCAGCCGCGAAGUGGUAUGCCACACAAGUUCACGGAACGGGACUGACGAGUGCUGAAGCAAGUAGAGCGUAAAAAUUGUCUGUCCUCUGAUGCAACGCUCACUAUCGAGUUCCAAACUGCCUCUGGAAGCAACAUCAGCACAAGAACUGUUUGUCGGGAGCUUCAUGAAAUGGGUUUCCAUGCCCGAGCGGCCGCACACAAGCCUAAGAUCACCAUGCGCAAUGCCAAGCGUCGGCUGGAUUGGUGUAAAGCUCGCCGCCAUUGGACUCUGGAGCAGUGGAAACGCGUUCUCUGGAGUGAUGAAUCACGCUUCAUCUGGUAGUCCGACGGACAAAUCUGGGUUUGGCGGAUGCCAGGAGAACGCUUCCUACCCCAAUGCCAUGUGCCAACUGUAAAGUUUGGUGGAGGAGGAAUAAUGGUCUGGGGCUGUUUUUCAUGGUUCGGGUUAGGCCCCUUAGGUCCAGUGAAGGGAAAUCUUAACGCCACAACAUACAAUGACAUUCUAGACGAUUCUGUGCUUCCAACUUUGUGGCAACAGUUUGGGGAAGGCCCUUUCCUGUUUCAGCAUGACAAUGCCCCCGUGCACAAAGCAAGGUCCAUACAGAAAUGGUUUGUAGAGACCAGUGUGGAAGAACUUGACUGGCCUGCACAGAGCCCUGACCUCAACCCCAUCGAACACCUUUGGGAUGAAUUGGAACGCUGACUGUGAGCCAGGCCUAAUCUCCCAACAUCAGUGCCCGACCUCACUAAUGCUCUCGUGGCUGAAUGGAAGCAAGUCCCCGCAGCAAUCCUCCAACGUCUAGUGGAAAAGCCUUCCCAGAAGGGUGGAGGCUGUUAUAGCAGCAAAGGGGGGGACCAACUCCAUAUUAAUGCCCAUGAUUUUGGAAUGAGAUGUUUGACGAACAGGUGUUCACAUACCUUUGGUCAUGUAGUGUAUGUUUCAAUAAUGUUGGCUGAGGGUCUCUUAUUCUCUUCUCUCAUAGGCUGAGUGCUGCUGUCAUCUCUCUUCUCUCAUAGACUGAGUGCUGUCAUCUCUCUUCUCUCAUAGGCUGAGUGCUGUCAUCUCUCUUCUCUCAUAGGCUGAGCGCUGUCAUCUCUCUUCUCUCACAGGCUGAGUGUUGUCAUCUGUCUUCUCUCAUAGGCUGAUAUCACGAAGUGCGUGGUGAACACAGACCCCAGUUUCCGCUCCCAUUGGUUGAUGUCUGCUGCCUGUGCCUGUGGACAUUACCUGAAGGCCAUGGUGUUCUACCUGCUCCGGGAUAAGUGA
Molecule: messenger RNA, 3905 nt
Organism: Coregonus sp. 'balchen'
Lineage: Eukaryota; Metazoa; Chordata; Actinopteri; Salmoniformes; Salmonidae
Source: the annotation of a GenBank genome assembly